This is a messenger RNA of Lachnellula hyalina, 2481 nucleotides long. It is a transcript of the gene prp28, whose product is annotated as Pre-mRNA-splicing ATP-dependent RNA helicase. Gene Ontology annotation, molecular function: RNA binding; RNA helicase activity; ATP binding. Gene Ontology annotation, cellular component: catalytic step 2 spliceosome. The record is from RefSeq and is a predicted model, not a curated record. The transcript is spliced from 2 exons. Gene Ontology annotation, biological process: mRNA splicing, via spliceosome. The annotation marks the transcript as partial. Lineage: Eukaryota; Fungi; Ascomycota; Leotiomycetes; Helotiales; Lachnaceae.
UUGCUUCGGCUCUUCACCAACACCCAUACUUAUCGACCACCGCGUAUCUCCAGCGCAUCCUUUUUUAAAUCUCCCACUCAACCUGGAGCAUUCUCCUUUGAUGAUGUCUGGCCUAGAAAGCGAUUAUGCAGUACCCCCACCACCACCUCCGGAAGUUUCAGCCCCCCUCCUCCCAGCGAUUUACCACCUCCACCACCGCCAGAAGAACCUAUAAUAAAGAAGGUAAAAGCAGGAUGGGGCAGUGCGUCACGAGAUCGUGGGCCCCUAAGUAUCGAGGAUAUUCUAAAGAAGAAAAAAGAGGCCGAUGAAGCGGCAGCAAAGCCCAAAUUUCUAUCCAAAGCUGUUCGGGAAAGGCUGGCCCUCGAGAAGAGAGCAAAGGAAGUUGAAGAACAGAAGCGCAAACUCGAGGCGGCGAGAACUCCUAACUUCCCACAACGGAAUGGCUACGCCCCCCGGAAUGGCGACCACCCAGAACAACGAGAGAGCAAUGGUCGGGGCUCUUCAUCUGUGCCUACGGGUCCCAGAGCUAUGCGACACGGCGAUCAACCAUCCGGUCGAAAUGGUCAGCAGGGCAGCUCAAAUGGUGACAGACCAAGCGGUGAUAUGGAACCCCCUGUGGUCCCGGCGGGUUCGCAGGUCUCGAGCUGGAUGGUGAACUCGGCUGGGAAGAAGCGCGCUACGAAUGGCGGGGAUGCACAGGAUGCACAAGCUGCUCUCAUUCGGACACGUUACAUGGGCCCAGAUACCAACAAGUCAACAUUUUCGGCAAAGAACAAGCGCCGGCGGACGACCGAGAAGAAAUUUAACUUUGACUGGAAUGGUGAUGAAGAUACCUUCUCGGAAAAUGACACGCUGUACUCCGCUCGAGCCGAUGCGACUUUCUAUGGAAGAGGAAGGCUUGGUGGAUAUGCGGAAGAGAUCGGAUCAGGAGGUGCAAUCAAGUAUGCUAAAGCACUGGAAGAACGUGAUGCAGGAGCUGGCAAGGCACGGGCACAAGAAAUGCUGGAUAUGGAACGACGAAGAAAAGAAGAUGCAUCGGGCAGAAACUCUCUCGACAAGCAUUGGAGCGAGAAAAAGCUGGAGCAUAUGCGCGAACGAGACUGGCGUAUUUUUAAAGAGGAUUUCAAUAUCAGCACUAAAGGUGGAGCGAUACCAAAUCCUAUGAGAAACUGGCAAGAGUCGAAUCUUCCGAAACGUCUGAUGGAUGUUAUUCAACAGGUUGGAUACGACGAGCCCUCAGCUGUGCAAAGAGCUGCCAUACCUAUUGCCUUACAGGCCAGGGACUUGAUCGGUGUUGCUGUCACUGGUUCUGGUAAGACUGCUGCAUUCUUACUUCCUCUACUGGUCUACAUAUCUGAAUUGCCACCUCUGAACGAAUUCACGAAGAACGAUGGACCCUAUGCAAUCAUCUUAGCACCUACCCGUGAAUUGGCUCAACAAAUCGAGGUCGAAGCUCGGAAGUUUGCGACUCCUCUCGGCUUUACUUGUGUCAGUAUCGUCGGUGGUCAUUCAAUCGAGGAACAGUCCUACAAUUUGCGAAAUGGUGCCGAGAUCAUUAUCGCGACUCCAGGUCGUUUGGUAGAUUGUAUUGAAAGACGGGUGCUAGUUUUGGGACAGUGCUGUUAUGUCAUUAUGGACGAGGCUGAUCGUAUGAUCGAUCUUGGCUUCGAGGAAUCUGUCAACAAGAUCCUUGAUGCGCUCCCCGUUGGCAAUGAGAAGCCUGAUACAGAUGAUGCAGAGGACCCUCAAGCAAUGAGUCGACAUCUAGGUGGGAAGGAUAGGUAUCGACAGACCAUGAUGUACACGGCCACUAUGCCGUCUGCCGUGGAGAAGAUAGCGAAGAAAUAUCUGAGACGACCAGCAAUCGUCACCAUUGGUAACAUUGGAGAGGCUGUAGAGACUGUCGAGCAACGUGUCGAAUUCGUUUCCGGGGAGGAUAAGAGGAAGAAGCGCCUGAACGAGAUCCUUGCGUCUGGAGAGUUCCAGCCACCUAUCAUUGUGUUUGUCAAUAUCAAGCGAAAUUGUGAUGCUGUGGCUCGAGAUAUCAAGCAAAUGGGCUUUUCAUCAGUCACUUUGCAUGGUAGCAAGACACAAGACCAGCGUGAGGCUGCUCUGGCGUCCGUCCGGUCUGGAGCGACAAAUGUUCUGGUUGCCACCGAUCUCGCAGGAAGAGGUAUCGAUGUACCAGACGUCAGUCUUGUGGUCAACUUCAACAUGGCAACCAAUAUCGAGAGUUACACGCAUCGUAUCGGUCGUACAGGUCGUGCCGGCAAGAGUGGUGUUGCCAUCACUUUCUUGGGCAAAGAGGAUGCAGACAACAUGUAUGACUUGAAGCAAAUGUUGACGAAGAGCUCAAUCUCCCGCGUCCCGGAAGAACUUCGAAAACACGAGGCUGCGCAGCAGAAAUCUACUAGGAGCGGAGGAGGGCAGAAGAAGAUCGAGGAGAGUAGUGGUAUCGCGGGAAAGAUAGGGGGUUGGUAA